This is a messenger RNA of Syngnathoides biaculeatus (alligator pipefish), 3422 nucleotides long. It is a transcript of the gene mtg2, whose product is annotated as mitochondrial ribosome-associated GTPase 2. Lineage: Eukaryota; Metazoa; Chordata; Actinopteri; Syngnathiformes; Syngnathidae. Gene Ontology annotation, molecular function: GTPase activity; GTP binding; magnesium ion binding. Gene Ontology annotation, cellular component: mitochondrion. The transcript is spliced from 6 exons. The record is from RefSeq and is a predicted model, not a curated record. Bases 114 to 1361 code for a protein of 415 amino acids.
UGAUGGCAGUAAAGAACCACACUAGAGAUUGAGAUUGUCCCUCUUUGUUUCCUGUCACAUUGAAAGUCACUUCCGUUCGGUCACGAAGUUGACGGGAUGACUGAAAUGUCGAAAUGCUAGCGAUGUUAUCGACAUUUCAGACUGUUAUUUGGCCUUGGCCAAAUCGUCGUUUAAGUCUCGCCGCCCUUUUCGCUGAGAAGAAAGUCACCUGGGCCGCUUGCCGUCUCCUUUCAGCGACGUGGCGACGCAAAGUCUCCGGCAGAGAUGUCAGCACCGCGGCUCCAUUGCAGGGAAAAGUCCGAGCUAAACAGAUGAAGAAGGAUCUUUCCGAAAAGAAGCUGACUCGCUACUUCGUAGACCACAGAUGUGUGCGGCUGGUGGCCGGUUCAGGUGGCAAAGGAGUGUGCAGCUUUCACAGCGAGCCUCGAAAAGAGUGGGGGGGACCGGACGGAGGAAAUGGGGGUGAUGGAGGAAGCAUCUCUUUCCGGGCUGAUCGAGUUGUCAAGUCUCUGGCUCAAGUAGUCCCUGUAUACAAGGCAGAAGAUGGAGAGUCAGGGGGCAGCAAGAACUGUUAUGGUCGGAAUGGCAACCCAACCUUUAUUUGUGUUCCAGUUGGCACUGUGGUAAAGGAGCAGGGCAGGACAGUAGUGGACCUCUCUGAGCAUGGCCAAGUUUAUCUGGCAGCGUUUGGAGGGGCUGGAGGUAAAGGCAACAGGUUCUUUCUCUCCAAUGAGAAUCGUGCUCCGGUGUCUGCAACUCCUGGAGAUGUGGGCCAGGAGAGAAUCCUUCAUCUGGAGCUGCGCACUAUGGCCCACGCUGGACUGGUUGGGUUUCCAAAUGCUGGCAAAUCGUCUCUUUUGAGAGCCAUCUCCAACGCCAGGCCUGCUGUAGCUGCUUACCCUUUCACAACACUCAACCCCCAUGUAGGAAUUGUCAAGUACAGGGAUCAUGAGCAAGUUGCAGUUGCUGACAUCCCAGGCAUCAUUCAAGGAGCGCAUCUUAAUCGAGGCCUGGGCAUCUCUUUCCUGCGACACAUUGAGCGUUGCCGAUUCCUCCUCUUUGUUCUGGAUUUGUCAUCUCCAGAGCCCUGGACCCAGCUCCAGCACCUGCGCUACGAACUGGACCAGUAUGACCAUGGUUUGUCACACCGGCCUCAUGCCAUUAUCGCCAACAAAAUAGACUUACCCGAAGCCCGCAAGAACUUUGAAACUUUGAAGAGCCACGUUACUCAGAGAGUUAUUCCUGUGUCCGCUGUCACCGGGCAGAACACAGAGGAACUCAUCCUUUACCUUAGGGAGCUGUAUGACGGCUACCUUCAUGGAGGUGGUAGAACAGAGGAAGGAAAACCCACAAGAUUGUAAUGCAAGUGGUACAAGGAUUGUCAGAAAUGUUCCAGUACUGGGUGUCACCAAAAAUACAGUUGAGCCUCAAUAAAACAGACUCAGACAUUGGGAUAAAAUUGACCAUCAGGCCUGAAAAUAGUUUCAAUUCCUCACUUAAAAUGCCCUUGACAUGGUCUGGUAGUUCAAAAAUCAGCCAUUGUUUACUUUUGUUGUGGCGCAAUGCGGGCAGUGAAUGGGACUGAUGUAUUUCCAGGUCACAGAGAUACGCUAUGACGAGAUCCAUUUCAAAAGCUGUACCUCCUGUGCCUUUUUGGUGGCCUUGUUGAUUGGAGAGCAUUGACAUUCCAGCUCUGUGAUUGUUGUAUCUAUUGUCUCGUGUACAUUGAGCGCGGCAGAGAGAGCGCAAAAUAGCGGCGUGGCUCUGGUGAUUUUGUGUCUCGAACAUGUUACUCCUGGUACAGUAAAAAAAAAUUUUCUGUCAAACCGUUCGCCUUGGGCAACUGAUUUGGAACUAGGACGUACACUAAUUCCUCUGGACUCAUGAAAGCGACUCCCCUUCAAUGACAACUGCAUGCUAACAAUGUCGUUAUAAGCAAGCACACCGGGGUGGUAAGUUUGGAUUAAAUUUGAAACUUUUCGAACAUUUUCAAACUUUUAAAAUAUUUGUCUCCAAUAACUUCAUACUAUACGGAGCACUUUAGGUCACAAAGAAAAUCUAUAACCGAUUUUAUAUUGUAAAGUCAUAUAGGUGCAUUUGACCUCCAAAAUGGUACGCACCAGGGGCCAUAUCUGGCAAACCGUCACUCCAGUUAGCAAAGCAAAACAAACUUAUUUCUAUAGCGGAUUUCAUACACAAGGUUACCCAAUGUGCUUUACAUGAUUAAAUGUGUUAAAUUUAAACAAACAUUUGAAAUUAAAAUCCAAAACAAACAGGGUGUACAGUCCAAGUAAUAAAAUUGAAAGGUGGAAAUAACGCAUGAGAAAAACAGUUUAAACCUGAAUUUGAAAUCAUUCACACUUGGGCAUGAGGUGGAAAUGUAUUUUUUGUGAGACUAGUCCUGGAGGUUUUAUGACAUAUCCUUAAUGGUCAUCUGUUUUUAGAUAAUGAUUAAAUGUGUACAGUUGAUUUUUUUUUUUUCUUUUCCCUGAAUUUUUGCAAUUUAGGACCAUUUAUCACUCAUUUUAUAUUUUCUGUAGAUUUACAAAACAGAUAAAUUUCUCACAAAGGCAAGUAAACUAAAAAUGCUACUCACUGAGUUGCAAAUACAAUAAUCUGUGUUCAUGAAUUACUUUAAAAGAUUAUCUGCAAGUGUGAGAGGAGAGAUGCCGCUGGGUUGUCAUAAGUGAGUAAUCAUUUCACAUUUCCAUCAACAGUUGGUGCUGCGGCAGAAAAACAUCUAUUAAUAUUCCCGGUGUAAACAUUUAGGGCAACAUCACUCUUGGUUAUUAAACCUUGUCUGUACUUUUCAGACGUAGACUGGAAGGAAAUGGGGAAGUCCUGUCAGAAUCCUGUAAUGAAUUAAUGACACUACAUGACCACUUGGUGGCAGUUGAGGAUAAAUUGUGUUUCUAAAGAACUGCCAAGAGUAGUUUUUACAAAGUAAAGAUUGUGCAUGAAUACAAUCAUGCAACUGGACAAGGAGACUGUUUUUACAAACAUUUGUGAGUGAAUUUUGUCACUUUCAGCUAAGUGAAUUCCACCAGGGUGAAAUUGCGAUAGAAUGGCAACUGAGAGAUGGCACGGAAGGGCAACUGGCGUGGGCCUAACAAUUCUGUUGCGACUCGGCCUGUGUGGAGUUUGCAUGUUCUCCUUGUGCCUGCAUGGGUUUUCUCCGGGCGCUCCGGUUUCCUCCCACAUCCCAAAAACAUGCAACAUUAAUUGGACACUUUAAAUUACCCUUAGGUGUGAUUGCGAGUGCGACUGUUUGUCUCUGUGUCCUGCGACUGGCUGGCGAUCAGUUCAGGGUGUACCCCAACUCCUGCCCGUUGACAGCUGGGAUAGGCUCCAGCACUCCCCGCGACCCUUGUGAGGAUAUGCGGCAAAGAAAAUGGAUGGAUGGAUAGCUGCAAGUAUUUACA